This is a messenger RNA of Lepisosteus oculatus (spotted gar), 3050 nucleotides long. RefSeq names its product transmembrane protein 229A (gene tmem229a). NCBI's taxonomy places the organism in Eukaryota, Metazoa, Chordata, Actinopteri, Semionotiformes, Lepisosteidae. The record is from RefSeq and is a predicted model, not a curated record.
UAAAAUAUUCCAAGAAAAAGUGUAGACUAGUAUAUGAGCACAUUUUUUGUGAUAGAAUAUUACCGUAUUUUUUUAAGAUUGUGAUGAUAAUGAUGAUGACAACAAUGAUGAUGAAGAUGAUGACAAUGAUUGUACACAUUAUGCUAAAGUGCGAUAUUAAAGAGGUUUACUAGCUUUAGGUACUGUACAUCCGAAGAAAGAGGAGUCGAGGAACGUCAUAACGGGGACGUCCUUCUCGCCAGACAUUACGCCUCCUUUCAGAUUCAGUAAUGCUGAUUAGAAACGUUGUCAGGUGCUGGAGUACAGUAGCAGCUAGCUACUUAGCCUCAGGGCAGCUGGAAACAGGAUGCAGACUAAGCAAAGGCGAUUAGAAGUCUGAUUGUCUCUUAAGGAUAUUUCCUGAAAUAAGAGUGAUCAUGACAAGCCGACGGCGCGAUGGUCAGCAAAUGUGCUCAACGAGAGACUGCUAUACAUCGAAUCUGUCAAGACUCCCGCAAAAGGAUCUGUCCAGUACUGAAAAGGCAGGAAAAUCAAUGCAAAAGCUUCCAGCUUGGAUGCGUCUUUAUUUCUACGGAAUGCAUGGAAUAACGUUGGAUAUUAUAUUGUCAUCGGCGCAAAUAUUUGUUAAAACAAAUGAUUUCAAAAUGCUGGGUUUCUCUUCUCCUUUUCUUUGCGUUGUUCACUCGAUGACCCAUUUUGCACUGGAGAAAGUAUAUUUGCAGAGAAAGAGCUUCCACAGAUGCCCUGUUGUUUUCCAUUGCAUAUUGUAUCCUUCUGUUUAUAUUUUUCUGCAUAUUCUGGUUGAGAAAAACGUUGCAAGCUUAAACCACGUCAAACGUGUGUCUGUAGCACAUCUUGCUGUUCAGUACCUCAUAGCGCUAUACUACGCUUACCUAUUUCACAAAAAAUUCUUACGACUACAGUACCAUUGCCUUGGAAGCAAUCAAGCUGAACUGAUACUAGAAAGGUCUCUUCGAGGACUGCCUGGUAUUAUUCGAUUUGUGUUCUUCGGUAUGCACGGGUUUUUAGAUGAAGUCAUUUUCACCUCCAUUUUCAAUCUGAUUGAAAACGAUGACAGGACCUUGACUGGCCAUACGUCUCUGUGGUCUUUUCUCAUGUACGGAAGUUGCAGUUUCGUUGUGGAAAAGCUGUAUUUAUAUCUACAUUACAAAAGAGGCUGGAAUGCGUGGAAAAGACUCCCUAUUUAUAUUGGUUUCGUUUACACAUGGGAAUUUUCGUGGGGUCUGAUCUUACGUCAGUACAAUGCAUGUUCUUGGGACUAUUCGCACUAUCCUCUAAAUUUCAAGGGACUCAUUACCCUGCUUUAUUUACCUGGGUGGAUCUGCCUAAGUUUGUACCAGGAUAUAUUAUCUAACAUCCUGCUGCGUGUGGAAUGCGCCGAAGGCAAAAACACCCAGACCUGCGUUAUUAAUGGGCAGCACCGUGUUAAAAAUCAUAAACAUGUGACCUGAGGGGCGCUAUCAGUUUUAAUGUGAAAACUCUUCAAUUACAGCAGUGUGCAUAUUUAAAAUAUUAUUUCUACAGAGAAAUUCCAGUAGCUGUUAAAGCAGCGUUAUUUUUAGACGGAUAACGUUCUAAGAGUGACGAAUACAACAUAAAAACAAUCGUCAACAAGUUAUAGCGUGUAAUAUGACGCCAAGUUUUCAUUACUGUAUUGACAAACUAUUUUUUCUUGAUUUUAUUGAAACAGGCUCUAUGGCAAUAGGAUGCUUGUACGUGCAUGUACGUGUACUGUGCAUACUGUAUAAUAAUAACAACAAACUCGGUAGAACGUCAGGAUUUUCGAAGAUCGAGUUCUACUUACCACAAUUAGUCCUUAGGUCUGCGAUAUUCAUGACAAACCUUGCUUUUUAAUAAGUUGGCAUAUAGGAGACGACUUAAUUGUAUAUUUGAAGGCCAAACCUAUUAUACUUCCAUAAUUCUUGAAUGAGUUUAAACUUAACAGAAGCAAGGGAUAAACAAAAAAAAGUGUAUCAUUAGUAACGUGAACAUUGUAAAGAUAAGGCACUUGUGUAAGGCCACUCAGGUAUGGGCAAUGCUUUUAAUUCUUGGAAAAUUUAGAUUAAAAAUUGUCAAACAUUUAAAGUUAUAUAAUUCAACACAACAUAGUUAAAAUGUCAUGGUGUCCUCUCUACCUAACAAAAUGUUCACAUCUUAAAUAUUAAGUGGUCUCACACAAUUUCUGAAAUAGUAUAGUAUACUGUAUUUUCAAGACAUUCUCUAACACAUGCUGACAAUAAACAUACAGGAAGAAUUACUAGUGACUGGAAAUUGCCAUUUGAAAGAGAAAGGUAAAUUAAACUUAGGUAAACUCAAACUUGCCAGAAUCCAACCUAAGUAAAAGUAGUGGAAAAUAGUUAUGGUUGUCAAAAUAGAUUAUAAAUUAAUGGAGUGUUACUCUGAGUCAUCCAAGUUAAAUAGUAUGGUAAUAUCUUCAAGAAGAUGAUCCGUCAAUUAAGAAAACUGAUCUUGAUUAAAUCUUAUGUGUGUUUAAUACAGAUGCCAACAAUCUAGAAAAACAAAUGUAUAAAAAAUAUUACAUAUUGUAUUAAAAUAUUACUGUAUGUGAUAAUAUGCAUAGGCAAUUUAGUAUAUGUUAAAUAUGAAUGCUUAUUGAAAAAGAUGGUGUAUUAAUUUUUCAAAACGUUUUAUUUAAAAACAUGACUAAUAUGUACAGUUGCAUUUCAAAGUAGCUUUGCAUUGUGAGAGCUAACAUUUAAAUAGCAAGCCUUCUAAUCUCAAUUAAUAUGUUGUUUAAGACCUACUGCAUUAUACACCUUUGUUUAUACAACAUAGUUGUGCAACUAGUUGAAGUACUUGGAUAAUUGAUAUGCCUUGCAAAAAUUAAAGCUAGAAAAUUGUUAACAUAUUUUCUAUAUACUGUAGAGGAAUAAUUUAACCUAUGUAUUUGAAAGAUUUACUCAGAUGCCUUAGCUGUAAACAAUGUAAUUAUUUACUCUUUAUCAUGUAAUGUUCUGUACUUGUAAUUCAUAUACCUUCACCUUCAAAUAGAUUUGAACUCACCUUUU